AUGAAUCCAAAUAAUGAAACAAAUGAAAUAUUAAGUUUAUACAGUCCCACUCCGAAUAUUCAAUGGAUCGAAGAGAAUUUCGACAAUAAUUGCCAAUUUGAUGGACCAGCAUAUAGCUUAAGUGGUAAAGAGAAUAUCAUUGAAAUCUUCAGAGCCAUCUCAGUUUACACCAAAUCGAUGAAAGUUGAAAAAUCAGUUUCAUCUGUCUCGAACCGCGAUAUCCAUAUUGACGCCAACUUUUUAAUUACAUUCAAAUAUAUUUCAUGGUAUCCAUUAAAGAUGAGAUUACUAUUGGUUGUUCACAAGAAUUUUGAAAACAAAAUUACCAGAUUUGAAGAGAAUAUAUUUAUGGAAAGUUUAAUCCAGAAUAUUCCAUUGGUGAACUAUAUGUAUUUUCAAUUGGUCAAACCAUCUUUUGGAUAUUUAAUGGUCAAAAUGGGAAUGCUUUCAAAGAUAAAGGUGGAAAAUCACAUGAUGUUGAAGCAAUCAUCACAUAAAUUAAAUGACUCGCAUGAACAAAAGAAUAAAAAUAAUCAACAUCAUGAACCAACAAUGAGUGAAAUGAUCAAAGAGAAGAUGAAAGAGGCUGCCAUUAACAGUGAAGAGGAUCACCACCAUGAUGAGGAUUCACACAAAAACCAUUCAACUACCAACAACAAGAAAUCAAAAGAAAAUGAAAAGAAAUCAACUCACAGAAAACAAGCAAUGUCAGCACAACCAAUCACAAAUUAA
Messenger RNA from Heterostelium album PN500, 732 nucleotides. RefSeq lists its product as uncharacterized. The coding region runs from base 1 to 732 and encodes 243 amino acids. The transcript has 2 exons. The record is from RefSeq and is a predicted model, not a curated record. NCBI's taxonomy places the organism in Eukaryota, Evosea, Eumycetozoa, Acytosteliales, Acytosteliaceae.